AUGGCUUCGAAUGCACCAGACAUUAUUACUCUCGACAACCUGUCGCAGACUCUUACACCAUGGAACCCUCAAGGCGAAAGUCAACUGUAUGCUAUAGUUGAUAUGGGAAGCAACGGCAUUCGGUUCUCAAUCACCUCUUUGGCGCCGCCAUUUACACGUCUUCUUCGCCCAAUCUACUCAACUCGGGCUGCUAUCUCACUCUUUGAUGCCCUCAAGACCACCCCCAGAGGUCUGGUAUUUCUGCCUGAAACCAUCACUGCCGUCUCCAAGACAUUGGAGCGCUUCCAUCAGCUUGCUGUGCGGCAUGGAGUUCCCACAAGGCAUAUCACCAUCCUCGCUACAGAGGCCAUGCGUCGCGCUGACAAUGCUGCUGAGAUGCUCGAUGCCAUCGCUUCAGUGACCGAUGGUCUCAAAGUGAGCAUCCUUGAGCCCGCGGUGGAAACUCUGUUCGGCGCUAUCAUGGGUUCCCGCAGUGGGCUUGUAGGUGUUGAAGGUGGCGCUCUGUUCCUGGAUCUCGGAGGCGGCAGCGUGCAGAUGACGUGGGUCGAUACUAGCAAGCCCAACUAUGAGAUCGAUGCUGCCCGGGCUGGUGUGAGCCUGCCGUUUGGAGCUGCGAGAUUGAUCCGCGUCCUGCACGAGCAGCCAGCCGAUGUCCAGGCUUCCGAGAUCUCAAAGCUCCAGGCUGGUAUGCAGCAGGCAUAUGCCAACUUAUGCUCCCAGUUCCCUACCCUCGACGCCAUUAGAGCUUCUCGCGGCAAGGACUCUCGGGUAAACGUAUUCAUGUGUGGCGGUGGCUUCCGUGGUUAUGGCAGUAUGCUGAUGCAUCAGGACCCCGUGAGUCCAUAUCCCAUUCCAUACGCCAACGGGUAUACGGCUCCCGGUACCCUCUUCUCCAAAGUGAAACAUAUGCGUCGCAUCAAUGAGGAGCAUGAUGGUCGCAUAUUCGGACUCUCAAAGCGCCGUCGGCAACAGUUUCCCGCAAUUGCUACCGUCAUUGAGGCUCUGCUUGCCGCGGUGCCGAAUAUUGGGAACGUCACAUUUUGUGGUGGCUCGAACCGACAAGGCGCUCUUAUGAUGAAGCUUCCUGUCGAAAUGCGCGAGUCUAACCCCCUAAACGUUCUUGCCAACGUUGCUACAGACGAGAAGCCCGUAUUCGACGCCGUGGUAAAGAUGCUCAAGGAUGCAAUCCCUCAGGGAGUAGACCUUUCUACUGUGCCAAAUGUUCUAGCUCCUGGUUUGGAUGUCCUUUUUGCACGAGAUAUCUGGACUCGUCAGGGACAUGAUGCGGAGAACAACACGUCAUUCGCACUGCAUCAUGCAAUCACCCGAGACGCUGAAGUUCCCGGCCUCUCACACACUGGAAGAGCUCUUUUGGCGCUUUCAACCUCGGCUCGAUGGGGAGGCCACCUGAACCAUCUGGACUCACAGCUUCAGCAAAGCUUGUCUGCACUUCUCGAGAGCCAGCAUAUAGACGCCCCUUUCUGGGCUUCCUACAUUGGUGCCAUAGCCGGGAUUCUAGCAAUGGUUCUACCCAUUGCUCCAACAACUGCAGACGAAGUCAACAAUGCCAUCAGCAUAAAAUCACAUCUCAAGAAAGCAGAUGACAAGAAAGACAAAAUUGUAUUAACGAUCGGAGUCGCCUCCGCCAACAUAGCGGGUGUCAGUCUAGAAGACCUCGCCGAUAGAGUGGAGAAAACCGCCAAAAAGAAUGGUGGAAAGAAGCCGAGAUUCAAGAUAACUGCCCAAGUGAGCCUGUUGCCAUGA
Molecule: messenger RNA, 1764 nt
Organism: Fusarium coffeatum
Lineage: Eukaryota; Fungi; Ascomycota; Sordariomycetes; Hypocreales; Nectriaceae
Exons: 3
Coding region: 1-1764 (587 amino acids)
Biological process (GO): regulation of transcription by RNA polymerase II
Source: RefSeq, a predicted model, not a curated record